Molecule: messenger RNA, 2313 nt
Organism: Pseudo-nitzschia multistriata
Lineage: Eukaryota; Bacillariophyta; Bacillariophyceae; Bacillariales; Bacillariaceae
Source: the annotation of a GenBank genome assembly
GAACAAUCCGUUGAUGGAUGGAGUCCUAGAAGGAUCGAUCGAUCGUGCUCGACCGCAGGAAUGAUUGCCGCUAAUGGAACGCGGGUGUGGUUUCUUUCUCUAUGAGAYAGUAUAAGCCCGAGGUUUUCGCCUCCAUUCGCGAGCAGAAAUGGACAAGGCUUCCCCUGCAUGGAACCGCAGGCAGAGAACAGUCCAAAAGAAAUCUUCAUCAAUCCGUCGUUWGYAGAUCGAAGACGAAAUCGAAGAGGAUAUUGACAACGACAAGCUUUUCAGCAAAGCRACUGGUUAUUCAAGUUGCUACCSAGAUAAAUGCACCCUAGACUUACGACAUCACAAAAGAGAGMGACGGCCGCCAAACUCCGCYAGUGUGAACGACCAACCAUCCAUCAUGAAAAUAUUCCGCAAGGGUAGUGGCAAGAGCGACGACAAAGGCAACGAUCCAUUGCAACCUUCUGAGGAGAGGCUUUUCGAGGACUGCGAGUUGGAAAUACAGAAGGCYCUGAGAGCCAAAGCAGGAAGGCGAGAAGGUUCCUCGUCCGCGGACCCGAAGCGUCUCCUGUGUUUCAACAAGCCGAGCAGAGAGGAGCGUGACGAUUCGCAACCCGCUCAGCACUAUGGCGUGGACACCCUGCCAAAAUUCUUCGGCAACAACAGCAGCAGCAUCGUCGAAUAYGAAUGUCACGAGCACCCACAAUUGAUGGAGGACGACAGCAGAGACAUCCGCGACAGCGUCGACGAUGGAGACGAAUUGUGCGAUUCCUACUACGAAGGGCACGGCCGCCAGGGAGACCACCCGAUCAUUCUGACCGCCGAGAGUGCGGAAAUUCUUGCCGCGCUCUCCCGAGACGACAGCAAAACCUCUUACGCACCGGUGCGUAAAUUCAGCACCAGCAGCAGCGACAGCSGAAGAUCCGAGCGGCAGCGACAKAAACUCCACCACGCUGCGGAACAACGACGAAAAUUCGACGAGCACCAGAGGUGGCGCCAGCGGCAACAACGAUCCUUGGUGGACGAUCUUUCGACGUGYACGGACGAGCACAACCCCAUUGAAAAGGAAAUGUUUUGUCACCUGAGCGCACACAUCCACARACACCUGAGCAACAACCCUAAGGUUGCUUCAAAGAAGAAAGGCGGAUCAAAGGAUGCUCCUUCUGUUCCCGAGGCAAAGAAAAAGAAGGCAAAGAAGACCGCGGCGGUGGUGGAUGCCAAAGAAAAGGGRUUCACGGGCGACGAAAAUUCGGUUGUUUCGAGGGUAUCGUCUCUAUCUUCUGCUUCGGGCACGAUCGCUACCGAUUCGGUGUUUACUAUUUCGGUAGCUUCGUCAUGGGAAACUCAGUCCGUGAUAUUGUCUCCGCGGGUGCAAUCACCCACAAUCGACAAACAGCACUCUUCGAGGUCGAGCAGAAGUCACUCCUCCAAGAGAAAUCAGAACUACAUUCGACGCAGUGAAUCCGUCAUUUAUUCCAACCUCGACACCAUUGACGAGGGCGAGGAUUCGUACAGAGAAAUCCGUAAGCCGUUGUCGUCGUCGUCUUCCAUAUAUUCCACGUCUGCUAGCGACAACGACAGCUACUACAGAAGUGAAAACGAAGAAGAACYCCCYAUUUUUUACGCAAGCCARCAYCUCAAAAGCAGAACAGCAAGCACCAGCAAAACAUCGAUCUCCUCGGGAAGCAGGAACUCUCAUCGCAGCUUUGACCACGGGCCCGUCGACAAAUAUUUCGAGGCGCUUGGGCUUCACGACUCGAAUAGUGGUGCURUUUGAGAAAAGCGUCGCUCAGAUUACRGAAAGGGGAGGGAAAGGGUUUCGUCCAACACACAAUUAUCAUAUCUUCGACCUAACAAUAUGGUACAACUUCAUCACAAUCACGAUMACAAACAUCGCUGUCACUAUACUGGGGUCAAAACACUACCAAGAAAAAUCUGUAGAAAGUGCGGCGCAUGGCACACCCAAAACRAAWAUCACGAAGAGCAUGUUGGCAAAACAGAUUAUUGUUGCAACAUGUGAUGUACCAAGAUCAAAUGAUACUCGCAGGAAAGAGGUUGACCUGUGAGGAAACAAACAAAACAACCGAGCACUCAACGAAUCACUAACGCCAAGGCGUUACUUUUWUUUCGAUUGYGUUUGUCGGGAAACAAUAGGGAAGGGAAAACGCAAAUCAUAGCAAUCCAAGAACCUUUUCACCARSCAGUCUGUCCGGUGUUUUUCCUACGAGUAGCGUUGGAAMGGUGAUUUGAAUAGCCGCAACAUACAAAGCAAUACAUGAAAGAAAAUUGAAAGAGUUUCGUCUGGAGUAAACAUUAUUCCWUCUU